GGUUUCAGCCGCUCAUGUGACAAGCUAAGAUGGCUGCGCCCAGCGAGGCGGAGGAGGAGGCGGCAGUUUACCUCGUAGUUAGCGGUAUUCCUUCUGUGUUGCGCUCGGCCCAGCUACGGAACUACUUUAGCCAGUUUCGGGAACAGCACGGUGGUGGCUUCCUCUGUUUCCACUACCGGCAUCGGCCUGAGCGGGCUCCUACCCAGGCCGCCCCCGACUUUGCCUUAACUCCUAUUGACCCUGCCUCUGAGGGCCAGCUUCUCAUCCAGACUUCGGCCACCGAUGCCCAGGAUCGCUCCACUCGGGACUCCGCUCCGGUCCAGACCCGUACCUGCUGCUGCGUCAUCUCGGUACGGGGGUUGGCUCAAGCCCAGAGGCUUCUUCGCAUGUACUCGGGCCGGCGGUGGCUGGAUUCUCAGGGUACUUGGCUGCCAGGUCGCUGUCUCAUCCGCAGACUUCGACUACCUACUGAGGCAUCAGGUUUGGGUUCCUUUCCCUUUAAGACUCGGAAGGAGCUCCAGCUUCGGAAGGCUGAGAAUGAAGCCUUCACCCUGGCUGACCUGAGGCAACUGCCAGAGCUGAACCCACCAGUGCUGAUGCCCAAUGGGAAUGUGGGGACACCCCUGCGGGUCUUUUUGGAGUUGAUCCGGGCCUGCCGACUACCCCCUCGGAUCAUCACCCAGCUGCAGCUCCAGUUUCCCAGGACAGGUUCCUCUCGGCGCUACGGCAAUGUGCCCUUCAAGUACGAGGACUCAGAGACUGUAGAGCAGGAAGAGCUUGUAUACACAGCAGAGGGUGAGGAAAUACCCCAGGGAACCUGCCUGGCAGAUAUACCAGCCAGCCACUGCGGAGAGCCUGAGGAGGAGGGGGAAAAGGAGGAGGAAAAGUCUCAUUCAGAUGACGACGAUGACCGGGGUGAGGAGUGGGAGCGGCAUGAAGCGCUGCACGAGGACGUGACCGGGCAGGAGCGGACCAAAGAGCGACUCUUUGAGGAGGAGAUCGAGCUCAAGUGGGAGAAGGGUGGCCCAGGCCUGGUGUUCUACACUGAUGCCCAGUUCUGGCAGGAGGAAGAAGGAGACUUUGAUGAACAGACAGCCGAUGACUGGGAUGUGGACAUGAGUGUGUACUACGACAGAGAUGGUGGAGACAAGGAUGCCCGUGAUUCUGUCCAAAUGCGUCUGGAACGUAGACUCCGUGAUGGCCAGGAAGACGGCUCCGUGACUGAAUGCCAGGUGGGCACCUUUGAGCGCCACACCAAGGGCAUUGGGCGGAAGGUGAUGGAGCGGCAGGGCUGGGCCGAGGGCCAGGGCUUGGGCAGCAGGUGCUCAGGGGUAUCAGAAGCCCUGGAUGGAGAAGGCCAACAUCCCAGGUGCAAGCAUGGAUUGGGGUACCAUGGAGAGAAGCUACAGCUAUUUGGGCAAAUGAAGAGGCCCCGUGGAACCAGCCUGGGGCUAAUCUCCACCAUCUAUGAUGAGCCCUUACCCCAGGACCAGAGGGAGUCACUGCUCCGCCGCCAGCCACCCACUAGCAUGAAGUUUCGGACAGACAUGUCCUUUGUGAGGGGUUCCAACUGUGCCUCGGACAGAACCUCAGAACCUGAGUGACUGGGUUGGGGGCUUCCUUGGUCAGGAACACCCAUAGCUGCAUGAAGGCAGCCCUCUGCCCUGCCUUUUCUACCACUGAAGCAGAAAGGAAUCUGGGAGCAGCAAUCUCCUUGGCUUGUUCAGGGUGCUUUGUUCUGAGCUUGCCAGUUUUCUACCUCAAGGGCAUUUUUACAAAAAGCCCUCUGCUCCCCUUGGAUAUUAGAGCUUAAUGACCUCUCCUCAUUGGUCUAACCUGACCCUAGACCCAGUUUGGGCUUUCUCCUGUUGUCUCCCCCCAUCCUCUGAAAAGCUGGAUUGACUGAGGAUAUCAGCACAACCUUCGUUGACGGGCAUAAGGGGUCACCAUGAAGGCCAGAAAGAGGGGGAAAAGGACCCGUUAGAGAGGAGGAGUUGUGAUGGUUAGAAGAGAAGAGACGGUAUUGGGGCGGGCCCUCCACCGCCUCUACCCUCGCUGGCUGAGUCCGGGCAGCGGAGAGCGCGCAGGAGGUGGCUCAGGCCUGCGGUGUAACGGGGGAAUAAAGAAGUUUACGAUUGAA
Galeopterus variegatus (Sunda flying lemur) is the source of this 2140-nucleotide messenger RNA. It is a transcript of the gene GPATCH3, whose product is annotated as G patch domain containing 3. Gene Ontology annotation, biological process: negative regulation of type I interferon production; positive regulation of DNA-templated transcription; negative regulation of RIG-I signaling pathway. Gene Ontology annotation, molecular function: nucleic acid binding. The record is from RefSeq and is a predicted model, not a curated record. The transcript is spliced from 7 exons. Bases 30 to 1604 code for a protein of 524 amino acids. Lineage: Eukaryota; Metazoa; Chordata; Mammalia; Dermoptera; Cynocephalidae.